UUCUUAAAAAAUCACGACGUCAGACUUUGAAUCGGAUAUCCAUUUGACCAUACCGUCUGGAUACUACGAAGAUUACGUUUCUGUGUAAAAGUCCAUCGCAUGUUCUCAAAAAAUAAAGUAGGAGAAAAAAAGAACUGAAUGGUUUUUUUUUUUGAAAAAAAAAGAACUGAAUGGUUGGUUGGUGAAGAAAGAUGAUACGUAGCUUCCGGUUUAGAGCUCCGACGAACCAUCCCGGUUCCUCCAUCAAAACCGACCACAGCCACCGGUUAACCAGGUUUCCGACGAGAUGCUCGUCACCAGAUCUCAGCCAUUACAGGGUUCUUGGUUUAACUCCUUUUGCAUCUCAAGCCGAAGUCAAGCGAGCCUUCAAACGUCUCGCUCUUAAGUACCAUCCAGAUGUGCAAAAGGGACAGGAAAAGGAUUUCAAGGAGAUCAUAUCAGCUUACGAGUGUUUGAUGCAAAAGUUUGAGAAUCAAGAAGAAGAAGAAGUAGAGGAGCUAACAGAAUUGGAUGAAACCGACGAGUGGGAGGAAUGGAUGGGCUUCGAAGGUGGGAUACCAUCAAGCGUGUACACUUCUUUUUAGAGAAAAUAUCAACGUGUACUGGUUACACCAAAAUAGAGGUAGAGUCAGAUAAACCAAGAUUUUGAUUGAACUGUCACCGGAGAAAAGAUAUAAUAUGGAAUUGAAAUGUUUGAAUUUUUAAAAAAUAUUAGUUGUUUUUAUGAUAAUAAAUUAUGGUGUAAACAUAAAAAUUACCUUUUUUAAUUUG
Brassica oleracea var. oleracea is the source of this 771-nucleotide messenger RNA. Its product is annotated as chaperone protein dnaJ 8, chloroplastic. The transcript is spliced from 3 exons. Lineage: Eukaryota; Viridiplantae; Streptophyta; Magnoliopsida; Brassicales; Brassicaceae. Bases 192 to 584 code for a protein of 130 amino acids. The record is from RefSeq and is a predicted model, not a curated record.